AUGGCUUCUUCAAACGAUCUGCGCAUCUCAAGAACGCUUGGAGCCCUUUUGGGCGUCCAUUGUGGUGACUCACUAGGUGCCACUUUUGAGUUCAAGCCGUGGUCGCAGAUUAUCAGGCAAUAUCCCAAUGGCUUACGAGAAAUCGUCGGGGGCGGCUCCUUCAACUGGCCCAUCGGUCAAGCAACAGAUGACACCGAUCUCACCCGGGCAGUCCUCCUAGCCUACCGAGACUACGAGGAAAACAAGCACUCCGGGAGCAGCCAGUUAGGGGAAGGUUUCAAUAUCGCCAAGGCAGCAGCUGAAUAUGCGCUCAAAUGGAACGAGGGCGAGUGGCCAGGUCGCAGGAAAGGUUCACGUCCAAUUGACAUCGGGAACGCCACGAGGGUCGGCUUACAGCAGUAUAAGAGGCUUAAGAACCCAGCGAAGUCUGGCGUAGGGGUCGGCAAUGCGGGAAAUGGGAGCCUAAUGCGCUGUAUUCCUACUGGGCUUUUUGCAUCAGACGAGAGAAGACAAACCGAGUCAAUUGCUAUCAGCGAGUUCACUCACAACGACCCGAGAUGCACAAUCGCUUGUGCCGCAUACAAUGAGAUCGUUGCUGCUCUCGUCAACGGCAAGACACCGCAAGAAGCUGUAGAUAUUGGCAAGACGGUAGCAAACAACCUGGACUGCGCAGAGGCUGCAGAUGCUAUCAAGGAGGGCGAAACGCUCCCUUUGGCUAAGAUCGCUAGCGGAGGGUUCCGAGGCACAACGGUCAGCGUGUCUGGCUACGUGCUCAACAGCCUAAAGCUCUCGAUUGCUGCACUGCUGGAUCCGCGAUCUUUUGAAGAUAUACUAGUUGAUGUGGUCCGACUUGGAGGAGAUAGUGAUACACACGGGGCUAUUGCAGGGGGCCUACUUGGUGCAAGAGACGGAAUAGAAAACAUUCCCGAGCGAUGGUUGGAGAAAUUGCAGUUUCGCAAGGAAUUCGAGGAAGUUGGGAUACGUCUUCUACAGCUUCAGCAAGAUAGCAGAUAG
Phaeoacremonium minimum UCRPA7 is the source of this 1014-nucleotide messenger RNA. RefSeq names its product putative adp-ribosylglycohydrolase family protein. The record is from RefSeq and is a predicted model, not a curated record. Bases 1 to 1014 code for a protein of 337 amino acids. Lineage: Eukaryota; Fungi; Ascomycota; Sordariomycetes; Togniniales; Togniniaceae. The transcript has a single exon.